This is a messenger RNA of Lymnaea stagnalis (great pond snail), 1738 nucleotides long. The record is from the annotation of a GenBank genome assembly. NCBI's taxonomy places the organism in Eukaryota, Metazoa, Mollusca, Gastropoda, Lymnaeidae.
AUUCUAUCAAACACUAAAAAAACAAAAACAAAAAACAGUAUUGAUCAGUUUGAUGUGGAAGGUUGCCCCUUUGAUUAUCUCGAGAUCUAUGAUGGACCAACUGCAAAUGACCCGCCCCUAGGCCAGUACUGUGACGUUGCUCCGGGAACUGUGAAAUCCACCGGAAACUCAAUGCACAUUGUUUUUUACUCGGACUCAUCUGAAAACAGAAAUGGAUUUAUUGGAUCAUAUGUUGCAGAGAGUAGGUCAAGGCUUGACAUAAUUUUUUUCCUCUCUCUCCCAACCCCUUACAUGAACCCACAUUUCAUAAUGACCCUUUUCAGUUCAAUUAUUGCAGUAAUGCUUAUUAUUUUCAGAUUUCAGUACUAGUUUUCAUACCAGUAUCUAAAAUUAAAAAAAAAAAAAAUUAAAAUUAAAACUGGGGAACUUCUGCGCAAUGACAAUAACUGUGGCAAUUUAUUUGUGAAUGGCCGCUAAUUUGAAUGUUUACAAUUUCCAACUUCCACUUCCACUUGAUUGAAAGUGAUUUUAAAAUUAUGACAUUUUAACAUAAAAGCAUGAUUAUGAUAAAUGUAUUUUAAUAUAUGAGUCAUCAUUUAUUAAAUCUUUUGUUCAGCCCAAUGCAGACAAAAGAAUUGUUCCCACACUUGUGAAGUGCUGUCAACUAAACCAUGGAGAGAAGAAUGUCUCUGUUCUGAGUGGAUGAGGCUGGAUGAAACGGGAACCACAUGUUUAGAAAUUAAUGGUGGGUUUUUGAAUAUACAUCAAUCCCAAUGAUCAGUCUGAUGGCUUUCAAAGAAAAAUAUUGAAUUGAUAGUCAAAACUAUUUAAUGAAAUCUAAAGACAGGACUGAUGAAAGGAAGUUUUCGGCCAGUUGCCUGCUUCAGCAGACAAUACAAAACAAAGAAACGAGAAAGAAUUAGAAACUUAUUUUUUUAAAACCUUAAUUGCCAGGAGAUCUGAAUGUUGGGAAACAACAAGCUCUCUAUGUUCACAGACGGAAGCGCUCUAUUCUCAUUGGUGUGUGGCUCUAAUCUUACAAUUUUACAUUAAUAAUACUUAAAUUUUCUUUUACCUCCUGUAAAUCUCUUUGCUAGUACUCAGCACAGAACUAUAUGUUACCCACGCUUUAGUUUUGAACUACUUAACCUCCAUCUCAAAAUUAAAGCACUUCCGUUUUUAAACAUAAGGCAUUUGGUAUCCAACAUUGAGAUCUCCCAAAACAUACGUUUUUGAAUUCAUUUCUAAUUCUUUGUGGUUUCUUUGUUUUGUCAUGUCUGCCAAAGAAGGCGAACAGCAUCUCUUUUUUGAUGGUCCUGUCUUUUCAUUUCAAGCCUAAACAUACCUCCUCCCACUGUUUCCUUCACACGGCUUGAACGCAUUCCCUCACAUAUUAUCCUUUAAUCAAAUUUGUAAAGUUAUUUAGUAAAAGGUAUCUAUAGUAUGUAAAUGGUCAUUUGAAAAAUUAUGUGUCCAAAAAUAUGUACUAUUUGAAUGAGUGCCUUUUUUUUCGAUUUCGAUCAUUAUGCAUGUACAUUUUAAUAAAUAUUUCUUUUUCUAUAAAUAUGCAAAGGUUAAAAUGUGUAUCUUUCAUUUGACUGUUACAGCCUGCAAUACAACAACAAAUGAGUCAUCCGGAUACCUUGUGAGUCCUGGAUAUCCAGAAAAUUACCCGGAUGCAACGUGCUGCCACUGGACGAUUGAGGCAGUUGAAAAUGCUGUAAUAACACUGAGGUAA